Messenger RNA from Acanthopagrus latus (yellowfin seabream), 4052 nucleotides. Its product is annotated as semaphorin-3D. NCBI's taxonomy places the organism in Eukaryota, Metazoa, Chordata, Actinopteri, Spariformes, Sparidae. Gene Ontology annotation, molecular function: semaphorin receptor binding; chemorepellent activity. The record is from RefSeq and is a predicted model, not a curated record. The coding region runs from base 256 to 2712 and encodes 818 amino acids. Gene Ontology annotation, biological process: axon guidance; positive regulation of cell migration; neural crest cell migration. The transcript is spliced from 18 exons.
CAGAGGCUCUUAUUGUGAAGGAGCCUUCAGUCCCGCUCACAUGUGAACUCACUGCAGAGUGUCGGAACCGUCCGGAGCCUCCAGGUGAGCCCGCAGUCAGCUGUCCUGAAGCCGCCGCAUCACGUCCAGGGUCCGGAUUAUCUGAGACCCGCACAGCCCCGCAGAGCCCCGCACAGCCCCGCAGAGAGUUCUGACCGACUCAUGUGACCGGCUGCUUCCACCUUCUUCCAUCCAUCAGCGAGGAUCAGCGAGGCGAUGGCGUCUUCGCUGCAGGCAGCCGGAGGACUGACGUCUCUUCGGACUCUGAUUCUGUGUCUCGUCUCUCUGCUGCUGCUGCUGCAGCCUGCAGACUCCAGCGCCGCUCCAGACACCAGAACCUGGAGUCAGACCGGGCCCCGGCUGCAGCUCUCACACUCAGAUCUGAGGAACGGGUCGGCCGUGUUCUGGCAGGGCGGAGUCAGCGGCGGGUACCAGGUCCUGCUGCUGGACGAGGACCAGGGAUGGCUGCUGGUCGGAGGGAAAGACCACAUCUACCUGCUGAGACCCGACAGCUUGGAUCUGCCCACUCGUACGAUCCACUGGCCGGCUGCCAGGGAACAUGUGGAGCACUGCAGGCUGGCAGGGAAAAGUCUGGAGACGGACUGCGCCAACUUCGUGCGGCUGCUGCAGCCGUUCAAUAAGACUCACGUUUACGCUUGUGGUACCGGAGCUUUCCAUCCACAGUGCACAUACCUGCACCUGGGACACAACACAGAGGAGCCGUCCUUCAUGUUGUCUCCUCUCCUGGAGUCGGGCCGAGGAAAGUGUCCCUUCAGUCCGAAGGAGCCCUUCACCGCUCGACUGACUGAUGGUGAACUGUAUGCAGGUACCUCAGUAGAUUUCAUGGGAGCCAAUGCUGCGAUCUUCCGUACGUCACUGUGGGGCAGCAGUCAACAUUACAUCCGGACUGAAGCCUACGACCAGAACUGGCUCAACGAGCCGGAGUUCGUGGCCUCUUUCUCCAUCCCGGACACUCACAGUCCGGACGACGACAAAGUCUACUUCUUCUUCAAGGAGCGAGCGGUGGAGGCCGGCCAGUGGGACAAGAGAGUUUACAGCCGAGUGGCUCGAGUCUGCAAGAAUGACGUUGGGGGGAAGAGGAGUCUGAUCAACCGUUGGACCACUUUCCUCAAAGCCCGGCUGGUCUGUUCCGUCCCCGGUCCGUCUGGAGUCGACACGCAGUUCGAUGAGCUCGAGGACAUCUUUGUUCUGGAGACGAAGGACCCUCAGAACCCGACCGUCUACGGAGUGUUCAGCACGUCCAGCUCUAUCUUUCGUGGUUCUGCAGUGUGUGUGUUCUCGAUGGCGUCCAUCAGAGCUGCUUUCAACGGACCGUUCGCCCAUAAAGAAGGUCCUGACUAUCGCUGGGUCGAGUACAAGGGUCGCAUCCCGUAUCCCAGACCCGGCACUUGUCCCAGCGAGACGUACGACGCUCUCCACAAGUCCACCAAGGACUUCCCAGACGAGGUGGUGAGCUUCAUGAGGCAGCACCAGCUCAUGUGGGAGCCCGUCCUGCCUCUGGGCGGCCGACCCGUCCUCACCAAGGUCAACGCCGCCUACAUGUUGAAGAGGGUCGUGGUGGACAGGGUGGACGCUGAGGAAGGACCGUAUGAUGUCUUACACCUGGGCACAGAUGACGGGAAGGUGGUGAAGGCCGUGUCAGUCGUCAAAGACAACUGGGACACAGAGGAGAUCAUCCUGGAGGAGCUGACCGUCUUCCAGAGUCCGUCUCCCAUCCUGAGCAUGGAGCUGUCAACCAAGAGACAACAGCUGUACGUGUCCAGUGAGCUCGGUGUGGCCCAGCUGGGGCUGCAGAGGUGUGAGCUGUACGGUACCGACUGCUCCGAGUGCUGCCUGGCCAGAGACCCGUACUGCUCCUGGGACGGGCAGACCUGCUCCAGAUUCUUCCCCACCAGCAAGAGGCGGGCGAGGAGACAGGAUGUGAAGUACGGGGACCCGUGGAGUCAGUGCCCAGUGACAGAGGACGAUUCAGACUCGGUGGAGGUGAAGGUGGUGUACGGUGUGGAGGGGAACUCCACCUUCCUGGAGUGUUUCCCUCGGUCACCGCGGGCGGAGAUCAGGUGGACGGUGCAGCGGACAGACAGCCAGCAGCAGCAGCCUGUCAGUCAGACGCAGGACAGCAGAGAGUUUCCUCGGAGUGACGACAACCACUCCCUCCACAUGAAAGGAGGGUUGUUGGUUCAACGCCUGCAGCUGGCUGAAGCAGGCCUCUACACCUGCACCAGCCAGGAGCACUCCUACACCCAGGUCCUGGUCCGAUACCGCGUUCACAUCAUCUCCAACGACAGCCUCCACCCAACCCGCUACCAGCAGACCCACAGCCAGAACCAGCCGGGCCCUGUGGUCGUCGGAAAGUUCAGCCCGGGUGGGGUCACUGGGUUACUCGGUCAGUCGGGUCCGGCUCAUCCAGCACCUCCUCCGCUGCAGGGACACAGGAACUCAUGGCUGCCGCAGCAUCCUCAGCAGCUUCCUCUGAGGAGCUACAAAGACCUGCACAUGGUGGGCACCAACAGUCUGAGCGUGGACGAGUACUGCGAGCAGCUGUGGUACCGCGAGAAGCGCCGGCAGCAGAAACUCCGCACGCUGAAGCUGAAGCAGGAGAGCAGGAAAGCCCGGGUGAGGAGGAACAACCCGCCUGAGGUUCCCCUCUAGUCCCCUGAGGAACCAGAGACUGUCAUGGACAACACAUCCUGUCGAGGACAGGAAGACAAAAGACUGAUUACAUUUAGACACGAACACAAACAAACAUGGUUAAAACACAGAAUAUGUGUAUCAUAAUCAACAUUAAUCAUCAUGUGGGACAUUAAAUAUUGACUCUGAAAGACAAUGUCAUCGUGUCUGAAAACAUUUAAUGCUGCAUGUUUAGUUUCUGAUGGUUUACAGGACGAUGGACCGUCUGAUCACAUGUUUUAAUUUAAAGGAACAGUUCACCCCAACAGUCAAGAAUACUGUUGAAUACAUAUUUUACCUGUAGUGAUAUUCAUCCAUCUGGGAGUAAAAGUCUUAAAGUAUCUGAUACUAAAAAGUAAAAGUAGAUUACACAUAGAUUUACCUGUAAGUAUAUACUGUAUAGUUUGGAUCAAGCGACUAUUGGAUCUGAAAUUCAGCCUUUUUCUGAUUAUUGGAGGGUUUUUAAGUUCAGCACUUGAGUAAAUGUACUUUUCUCCAAUAUAUAAUAGAACUAGAUAAACUCUGUGGAUUAUCUCGCGUAACCGGGUCACAAUUUCUAUAAAAAGUCAUUUGCUGCACUACUUCUGUAGUUCUGAUUCCAGGGUGAACUGUCCCUUUAACUUUAGCUCAGCGAAGCAAAAAAAGUUUAAGCUUAAAGUUUAAAGUGACUGAUUGUGGUGUUAAAGUAGAGUCUUGUCAGUGUUUUUACUUUUAUUUAGACGUUAGAUAGAUUGAUUUGUAUUUAGACUUUCCAUUUUCUUCAUCGCACCUCGUCAGAUAUCAGACAUGACAUUUGAUGCAAUUCUUCUUUUACAGACAGAAAACCUGGGGAAACAUCAGGAUCUCACACAAUACACACAGAAAUAUAUAUACUAUAUAUAAACAGUAUAAGUUAAUGACAGAAGACUAAACAAGAAAAGUGUUUGCCUGAUUUACUGCCACACAGAAACAUAUAAUAUUUUCUACAUGUAUUUAUGUUUGUUCUGAGAUGUAACGCUGAUCUCAGAUAAGCGUCGUUCAAACCGGCGGGCCUCAGUGAAAACGCACACCUGACAUGGACCUGGCCUGAGAAUAUUCAUGUAUAGCUUAUUAAUUCUGCCAUGUAACUAAUGAUUAUUAAUCACAUUGAUGUAUAUUAAAGAACUCUAUUUUUGAUAGUUUUCUUUCCUUGUGUGCUAGAAUGUAGUUUGUAUAAGCUCAUGUUUAAAAAACUUCACAACUCUAAUAAGCUUCAAGAUCAAGAACUGAGUAAUGACGUCGUGUUUUAUACUGUAUGUGAAUGUGCCACAAAAUGACGUAAAAUAAAAAAUUAAAACAUUAAA